AUGUGCUACGUUGCGCCAAACAUUUUCAUAUUAGAAGGGAACAUAGCAGCUGGUAAAUCCACUCUCGCCAGCAAGCUUGCCAACAUGUAUGGCCUGACGCUAUUUACAGAGCCUGUGGAGGAAAAUCCCUACCUUGAGCUCUUCUACGAGGACCCAAAGAAAUGGGGGUAUCAGAUGCAGAUUUGGUUCUUCAACCAGCGUCUUAAUACAUACAAGGAGGCAAUUCAGGCGUCGAAGACUGCCAAGGGCGUCUUGCUUGACCGCUCUGUCUUUAGUGAUUUAGUUUUCGCGCUCAACUCCUAUGAAGACGGAUUCAUAUCAGACGCCGAUUUCAAGUUGUAUAAUGAGCAGUACCAGAGCCAACUAAAGGACCUGCCGCUGCCUACGGUUAUCCUCUACUUGGAUGCGACUCCAGAAACAUGCUACUACCGCAUCCACAAUGUACGCUGUAGGCCAUGUGAGGCAUCCAUCCCCCUUUCCUAUCUGCAGGGGCUUGACAGGUGUUACCAUACUUUCCUGGAUACAAUGCACCGCCUCGGCUGCUCCAUCUACACAGAGCCUUGGAACGAAUUUGGACAGACUGAAAACAUUUAUGCCAACUACAUUCGGUUAAAGGAGACUGUCCCUCCGAUUGUAUCCUCGGUAUAA
Molecule: messenger RNA, 648 nt
Organism: Giardia duodenalis
Lineage: Eukaryota; Fornicata; Diplomonadida; Hexamitidae
Product: putative Deoxyguanosine kinase/deoxyadenosine kinase subunit
Exons: 1
Coding region: 1-648 (215 amino acids)
Biological process (GO): mitochondrial electron transport, NADH to ubiquinone
Cellular component (GO): cytoplasm
Source: RefSeq, a predicted model, not a curated record